AUGCAAGAGGAGUUCCAAAAAUACAAGAUAGCCAAGGUGAAAUUGAAGGGCGAUGGGGAUAACUGGCUACAAGGAGAGCAAAGGGGACGUACUCUUAGGGGUAAGGCGUCUAUUUCUACUUGGAGCAAGUUGAAGAAAAGGAUGAGGGAUCGCUUUAUUCCUCACAAUUUCAAGCAAAGUCAAUAUGUGAAGUGGAGCACUUUGCAACAAAAUGGAGAAUCGGCUGAGGACUACAUCAAAGAGUUUGACAGACUUUCUAUCGUGUGUGAAAUCACGGAGAAUGAAGAACUCAAGAUGGGACGUUUCGUGGCUGGGAAGAAGAAAAAGCCGAUUGUCACCCCUCAAGUGGCACGAAGACCAACCUUCCCUGUCAAGGAUGGUUCUUCUUUUGUCAAAGCCAACGAUCCACCUAAGAAGGAAAAGAAAGAUUUCAAAAUGAGUGACAUUGUUUGUUACAAGUGCGGAGGAAGGGGCCAUUUUAAGAAGGAUUGUCCAAAUUCCAGAGCUUUGACCAUACAAGAGGUAAAGCUUAUUGCUAAUCAAACUAUCAAUUGGGAGGAUUUCAAGGUUGAAGAAGUGGAGGACGUGAAUUCUAAUGAAGGGGACGAGGAGGAAGAACAAUGCUUCCCCGAAGAAGAGCCCAAAACAAAUCUGGUUGUGAGAAGGGCGUUGCAAGCUCGCGUUGACGAACCCUUAGCACCGCAAAGGCAACACAUUUUCAUCACCAAGUGCAAGAUUAAAGGCGAGGUAUGUGAUUUAAUUGUUGAUGGUGGUAGUGAGGCAAACACAGUUUCCAAAACCUUGAUAGCUAGACUUGGUCUUACAACGACAAAUCACCCACAUCCUUAUAAGUUGAGUUGGUUGGACUCUAAUUCUAGCACGGGAGUUAGGAAACAAUGCAUGGUUAGUUUUUCUAUUGGGUCUUAUCAUGAUACUCAACUGUGUGAUGUUGUGUCUAUGGAUGCUUGUCACAUUUUGCUUGAGAUCCACGAAAAUUUUGUGAGGCAAAAUCCCAAAUUAGCCCAGUUGAUCAAGGAUUUUGAGGAUGUUUUUCCCGAUGAGUUACCGAAAGAGUUACCACCUUUGAGGGGAAUUGAACAUCAAAUUGACCUCAUUCCGGGUGCUCCUUUGCCUAACAAACCUGCCUAUAGGUGUAAUCCCUUGGAAACUAAGGAAUUGCAACGACAAAUUGAGGAGUUGAUGAGUAUGGGGUAUGUACGUGAGUCUAUGAGUCCGUGUGCUGUUCCUGCUCUUUUGGUCCCUAAAAAGGAUGGUACAUGGCGCAUGUGUAUGAAUAGUAGGGCUUUUAACAAUAUUACUAUCAAGUAUAGGUUUCCAAUUCCAAGACUAGAUGACAUGCUUGAUGAGCUGAGUGGCUCGAAGUGGUUUUCAAAAGUGGAUUUGAGGAGUGGUUAUCAUCAAAUUCGGAUGAGGAAAGGAGAUGAAUGGAAGACCGCUUUCAAAACCAAGCACGGCUUUUAUGAGUGGCUCGUGAUGCCAUUUGGACUCACCAACGCACCUAGCACUUUCAUGAGGUUGAUGAACGAGGUGUUGCGGCCUUUCCUUGGCAAAUUCGUGGUGGUGUACCUUGAUGAUAUCCUUAUUUAUAGCAAAGAUGGGGAUGAACAUUUGAUACAUUUAUUUAAAGUUUUUACGGUUUUGAGAGAGCAAAAAUUGUAUGGAAAACUUGAAAAAUGUAAUUUUAUGCUAUAUGAGGUCACUUUUCUUGGUUACAUUGUUUCAGGAGAAGGUGUGAAAGUUGAUCCUAGCAAGAUUGAGGCUAUUCAAUCAUGGCCUAGUCCAAAGACACUCACGGAGGUCCGUUCUUUCCAUGGAUUAGCUUCCUUUUAUAGGAGGUUCAUUCGUAAUUUCAGCACUCUCAUGACCCCUAUCACCGAGUGCACAAAGAAGGGCUCAUUUGAAUGGACUCCUCAAGCUCAAAAGGCAUUUGAAGUGAUCAAAGAAAAAAUGUGCAAUACACCCAUCCUAGCACUUCCAGAUUUUUCAAAGCCAUUUGAAGUUGAGUGUGAUGCAAGCGGAAAGGGGAUUGGUGUCCACGUUGUUCUACUUGUCAAAGGGCAAAGAUGGUGUUUCACAAAGGUCUUUACAAGCCAUUGCCAAUUCCGGAGAGACCUUGGGAAGACAUAA
Molecule: messenger RNA, 2148 nt
Organism: Chenopodium quinoa (quinoa)
Lineage: Eukaryota; Viridiplantae; Streptophyta; Magnoliopsida; Caryophyllales; Amaranthaceae
Exons: 4
Coding region: 1-2148 (715 amino acids)
Molecular function (GO): nucleic acid binding; zinc ion binding
Source: RefSeq, a predicted model, not a curated record